AUGAUCACAAUUCCAGAUGAGCCUCCCAGUCCUGCCCCUGCGCGUAGGCACCCCCCACGUCACAACUCCCACGCUCAUGGGACUGAUCCACGCAGGCGCGUUCACCGCUGCGAGUUUCCAGCUUGCGACAAGGUUUAUACAAAGAGUUCGCAUCUAAAGGCCCAUAAAAGGACGCAUACAGGCGAGAAGCCAUACAAGUGUUCCUGGGAAGGUUGCGAGUGGCGGUUCGCACGCUCAGAUGAACUGACCAGGCAUUACCGCAAGCAUACUGGCGCGAAGCCUUUCCGCUGUCACCAGUGUGAGCGGUGCUUCUCUCGCUCUGACCAUUUAGCGCUGCACGCCAAGCGACACGCGUAG
This is a messenger RNA of Pieris macdunnoughi, 357 nucleotides long. The record is from the annotation of a GenBank genome assembly. Lineage: Eukaryota; Metazoa; Arthropoda; Insecta; Lepidoptera; Pieridae.